Molecule: messenger RNA, 828 nt
Organism: Sordaria macrospora k-hell
Lineage: Eukaryota; Fungi; Ascomycota; Sordariomycetes; Sordariales; Sordariaceae
Source: RefSeq, a predicted model, not a curated record
AUGCACCUCCCAUCGCGCACAGCUUGGUCCCUCCUGCUCCCUUUGAUCAGUCUUGGGGCCGUUGCUAACGCUGCGGAUUCCGGCAUCAUCGAGGUCGACCUUCUUUUCCCGCGCAACGAGACAUAUGCGCCCACCGAGUGGAUGCCUUUCGUCUUUUCCAUCCGGAAUGGCGAGCUCUCAAAACAUCUCAAUCCUUUUCUUGAUUACCGGGGAUGGAACACGUCCGACUUGGGAGAUGGCGGGUUUGACCACACAUUUGACAACAUAAAAUGGGCAAACUGGUCUGGCCAGGACCCCUACUUUGUUUACCACUUCCGCAACGACCUCCAGACCGAGGGAACCUGGUGGCUCGACUGGGAAUACUUUUUCCUCAGUUGCAAAGAGGAUUACACAAAGCAGUGGGGUUCUGGCAAGCCCGUGUUUCUUAACAGCACGUCUCGACGCAUCACAUUCACCAUCAAAGAAGGCGGCCAGGCGGUAGAUCUCGUCGCUGCCACGGCUAACGACAAGACGUGUUCCGACCAGAACAUAGCUGCGAUCAACAUCACCGGCAAAACUGGGUAUGCUCCGGGGGCGCCUCGAGAGCUGCCAGAUGAAAUCUGCGCAGUGGUGGGAUCCCCCGAACCAGCCGCCACCCCUUGCCAGGUCAAGGUGGACUCGGCCGUUGCCGCCAGCAUGACGGCGUCGUUGAGGGCCAAGUUGUGCGAUCCCUUACGCACCCUAAAUCCUCCGGCCGACUGUCCGGAGGACAGCGCCGCUCAGAGGCUGGCUGUUGCAGGUGUGGUUUGCUUGGCAGCCGCCGCAGGAGUGAUUGGAUUUUUGGCUUGA